Messenger RNA from Rotaria sordida, 717 nucleotides. The record is from the annotation of a GenBank genome assembly. Lineage: Eukaryota; Metazoa; Rotifera; Eurotatoria; Philodinida; Philodinidae.
AUGGUAUUCACCAAGAGUAUUUUACGUAAAAAUCUUUAUAUGAUUUGUCUAAUAGCUGUGAAUAUUGUUCAUAUUUUAUAUUUUUAUUUGGGUUUUCUCUUAAUAAUACUUGCAGUUGGUUAUGAUACUGAAUUAAGUAUCAUUAGUAUUGGUUUUUAUCGGUUUCGUUUCUACAUUUCUUUUGUUCUCAUAUGUUGUCAAUCAAGCUGUCUUAUAUUAGCAUCUAUUGAUCGUACAUUAAUCAUUUCAUUAAAUGCUGAAACACGAAAAUGCAAUACACGUCGUUUGAUUGUAACAAGUCUGAUUAGUCUGAUUUUAUUUUUUUCCGUAAUUGAAAUUCAUGGAUUACUAUUCAUAGAAAUUUUACAAUAUGAAUCUGAUUACUUUGUCUGCUUUGAUCAACCAGGUGCAUACACUACAUUUUUAGGCUAUCAUGCCCUUCUCGUCAAUGGUUUUGUUCCAUCUCAACUAAUGGUGAUAUUUGAAUUAUGGACGGUGAAAAAUAUUCGUAGUGUACGUCAUAGAAUACCAAAUCCUCAUGUAACGAACACUGAAUAUGUAACAAUUGGUAGACCACAUAUAAUUCGAUCAAAAGAUAAACAACUUAUUCGAAUGUUACUCGUGGAUAUUGUUACUUCUAUUAUUUUCAAAUUUUCAGUUACAAUCUUACUUAUCUAUCAACAAAUUACACAAUACCAUCAAAAAUCUUCAGAAUAA